Messenger RNA from Candidula unifasciata, 3153 nucleotides. Lineage: Eukaryota; Metazoa; Mollusca; Gastropoda; Stylommatophora; Geomitridae. The record is from the annotation of a GenBank genome assembly.
AUGCCUCUGCUGGAAAUCAGUGGGGUUCAAGUGAAUUUUCCAUUCACACCUUACCCAUGCCAGGUGGAUUACAUGAGCAAAGUCCUCACAUGUCUACAGAAGAAUCAGAAUGGCGUCCUGGAGAGUCCGACCGGUACAGGGAAAACUUUGUCUUUACUUUGUGCUUCCUUGGCAUGGCAGGAAAGUCGAAAGGCUCAGGUAGAACUCACCAAGCAAGCUGGUCUUGCCGCUCUGGUAUCAUCCUCAGCCAAUGAUGCUGGAAAUGUCAAUGUGGACAGACUCAAAGCCAGUCUGCAGACGGCUUCUGGUGCAAGCUGGGGUUCUGAUGAAUUUUUUGUACCCAAGAUAAUUUAUGCAUCAAGAACUCAUUCGCAGCUUUCGCAGGCUGUGCAAGAGCUGAAGAGAACAGCCUAUAACAGUGUCAAGUCAUCCGUGAUUGGUUCGAGAGAGCAGUUGUGUAUUCAUCAGCAGGUGCAGAAACUGACCAGUAACACAGCCAAGGUGAAUCUGUGCAGAGUCAAAGUUGCAGCUCGACAUUGUCAUUUUUACAACAAUAUUGAAGGCUUUAAAAAGAAUGGUGAUGCCAGAAAGAUUGUAGGCAAUGUUGUGGACAUCGAAGACAUUGUCAAGAUCGGACACAAGACAAAAACAUGCCCAUACUACAUGGCACGGGAGCUCAAAACAGACGCUGAUAUUGUGUUCAUGCCUUAUAACUACUUACUGGACAACAAGUCUAGGAAAGCCCAUGGAGUGGAGCUUCAGGGAAGCAUCAUUAUAUUUGAUGAGGCUCACAAUCUGGAAAAGAUUUGUGAAGAGUCUGCAUCCUUUGACCUCAGCUCAUUGGACCUUGCCACGGCUAUAGAAGAAACCACAAAACUGGCUGAAAGGGUGGCUGAACUAAGUUCAUUAGAAACUGAGUUUUCACAAGUUGACGACUCUGCUAUAGUUCCAGAAUUUACCUUGGAAGAUAUCAUUCGUUUAAAAAAAACACUGUUGGAGAUGGAGGAAAACCUGGAUGCGAUUGACAUUAUGAAUUCUGCCCAGGGAAAAACACUGCCUGGCGGCUACAUGUUUGAAUUCCUGGCUAAAGUCAACAUUAACUGGACAACCAAGUCUUUGUUGCUGGAUGUGUUGGACAAAAUGAGCACUUUCCUCAGCAAUGAUGGAAAUUCUGCAUUAAGCACCAAAGGAGCAGGAUUAUCAAAAUUUGCUGACUGCUUGAAGAUUGUAUUUAGUCAAGAGCCAAAGGAAUAUACAACUCUGACCACUCACCAAAAGCUUUUAUCUGAGCAUUUUAAGGUUCACGUACAGAAGAAGCAAGCAGAAAGUUAUAACAAAAAGAAAAUUGAUUCCUGGUCGACUUCUGCAAAUAAUGAAGGAAGGAAAGAGAGAAUACUCAGUUAUUGGUGCUUCAGCCCAGGCCACACAAUGAAAGAUCUGCUAGCUCAUGGAGUCAAAGUCAUCAUCCUCACAAGUGGGACGCUGUCACCGCUGGAUUCCUUCACGAUGGAGAUGCAAAUACCCUUUCCAGUACAGUUGGAGAACCCUCAUGUGAUUGAGAAAAGCCAGGUGUGGCUGGGGACGUUGUGUAAAGGUCCUGAUGGAACGGUUCUCAAUUCAGAGUAUAAGAACAGAUCUAAUGAGACAUACCAGAGAUCUUUAGGAAACACAAUAAUGAAUUUUGCCCGCAUUGUUCCAAACGGUCUCUUGGUGUUCUUUCCCUCUUAUCCUGUGAUGGAUAACUGCAUUGAGAAAUGGAAGGCUACCAAUCAGUGGAAUGUGAUAACACAGUACAAACCUGUUAUUGUAGAACCCAAGGGGAAAACUUUAUUUGAUGAGGCAAUGGACGAAUAUUACACUAAAGUGAGUGAUCCGAAUCUCAAUGGAGCAAUAUUUAUGGCUGUCUGUAGAGGAAAGGUGAGCGAAGGAUUAGAUUUUGCUGAUACGAACGGCCGGGCUGUGAUGAUUACUGGUCUACCUUUCCCGCCAAGAUUUGACCCACGAGUUCAGCUGAAGAUGGAUUUUCUCCGGGAAAAUAAGCACAAAUUCAAGGGACUGAAUGAAAACACUUGGUACAGGCAGCAAGCUACACGUGCUGUCAAUCAGGCUAUUGGGCGUGUUAUUCGACACAACAAAGAUUUUGGUGCCAUUGUUCUUUGUGAUACAAGGUUUUCAUCAUUUGAGAAUAGAAAUUCCCUGCCGUCUUGGGUGAGAGAGCAGGCACAGGUUUACGAAACUUUUGGCCAGGCUUUGAAAGAUGUCAUUGCAUUUUUCAAAGAAGCUGAGAAGAAUUUUCCGUGUGGGAUGCCGAGGCCUGUCAAGAGUGGCCAGGAGCAGAGUGUUGUCAGCGGUGCAAGCUUUGACCCCAGCUUUACCCGCAGGUCACAGAGCCGUAACCAUGUUGCUGUGGAAUAUGAACGUGCAAGCAGUGUGGCAUGCCAUAUACCUGGUUUGAGAAAUUCGACAGAGGAAGAGGAAACAUUGUGCAAGCAGUAUGCCAAGCCAAAGUUGAUUGAAAAGUCCAAGAAAAGAUCGUUGCUUGAGGCUUUGGAGUCUACAGAGGAUCUUUCUGUUGGGGCACCAGAAACAAGUACUCAGAAUCAUCAGUCACAGUCUCAGUUUCAGAUGCCAACUUAUCAGCCUCCAGUGAAAAAACUGCCAGGAAAGCAGAAAAAAAUCAAGCUAAAAGAGAAUUCACCAACAGAAAUAAUUGUUUCUGCCUCUGCAACAGAAAUGAGAACAAAAAUAGAACAGACAAAAAGCAAGAUGGCCCAUGAGACAUCACUGAGCUAUAUUACAGAGGUGAAAGCUGUACUAAACAAGGAGUUGUACAAAAGAUUCUCAGACGUCCUCAAUAAGUAUUUACGAGAGCGACAGAUUCACGACGUGGUUCCUGUGUUGGCAGAUUUAUUCACCCAUUCACCAGAGAAUCACCAUUUGUUUAAAAAGUUCUUUAGGUUUGUUCGCCAGGAAGACAAACAGUACUAUGCUCGAACCUGCUACGAACUUACUGGUCUUUCAUGUGGUUACAAACCCUCACAGAAUGAUAGCAACAGUCUGCUGGAUAAGAACACACCUCGUGUGGGGGAUGAUGUGGUCACUAGUAUAACAAAGACUGGACAUGUCAACAGGUGGGGAAGUAUUUCACGAUGA